AUGGUCGUGGUACGGCGAGGGCGAGAGCGAAGAUGGCCACCAUUGGCUCGCUCUGGACGGCCCGAGACCAGCUGUAGCCAUACUAGUUUUAAUUAUAAAUUUUAUCGUUACCAAUACCUUCGACCUGUAGCUAUUCUGUACAUAGCGUUAGCGAUAAUUCUAGCACACGUGCAUGCAUUCGAGCCGGAUUUUGUGUAUCCACUGGAGAACGUCACAGUCGCGAAAGGCCGUGACGCCACGUUCACCUGCGUCGUGAACAAUCUCGGUGGUUAUCGGGUGAGUGGGGAGGCAACUCCGGCCCGGGUGGCAUGGAUUAAAGCGGACGCGAAGGCGAUCCUGGCGAUACACGAGCACGUCAUCACGAACAACGGGCGGUUGUCGGUGACGCAUAACGACUACAACACCUGGACGCUGGUGAUCCGAAACGUCAAGAUGGAGGACCGAGGCGUCUACAUGUGCCAGGUCAACACGGACCCGAUGAAGAUGCAGACGGCCUUCCUCGAGGUGGUGAUACCACCGGACAUCAUUUACGAGGAGACAUCCGGGGACAUGAUGGUCCCCGAGGGUGGUUCGGCGAAGUUGAUCUGUAAGGCACGUGGAUACCCAAAGCCAAAGAUCGUGUGGCGACGUGAGGAUGGACGUGAGAUCAUCGCCCGCAAUGGCACCCACGGCAAGAUGAAAGCCACGAUAGUCGAGGGUGACAUGCUGUCACUGACGAAGGUGACACGGUCCGAGAUGGGCGCGUACAUGUGCAUCGCCUCAAACGGCGUGCCACCGUCAGUGAGCAAACGGCUCAAGCUGCAAGUGCACUUUCAUCCGUUGAUACAGGUGCCAAACCAGCUCGUUGGAGCCCCGCUCGGUACGGACGUGACUCUCAUCUGCAAUGUAGAGGCCUCGCCGAAAGCCAUCAACUACUGGCAGCGUGAAAACGGCGAAAUGAUCAUCUCCAACGAACGGUAUCUGAUGAACGAAAACGAGAGCUCCAUGUACGCGGUCCAGAUGACGCUGGUCAUUCGGAAGCUGCAUAAGGCGGACAUGGGAGGCUAUAAGUGCAUCUCGAAGAACAGCAUCGGCGAUGCAGAAGGCACGAUACGGCUGUACGAGAUGGAGCUGCAGAAGAAAACCAAAUCCGCCCACCGAGUCAACAGCGUGGAGGACACCUCGGGCACUGAUGAGAUCAACUCCACGCCGAACAUCGAACCUCCGGAAGAGAGCAGCAAAAUUCACAAAAAUGGCCGACUGUACAAGGGCUUGCAGGCGGGCGAACACGACCUAAUUAGUUCCAGUACCAACGGUACAGCUGGAACCCUCCGGAACAGGCCGUGGCUGAGGUUACCACUGGCCCUCACCAUUCUCGUGGUCGUGUUCGUGCGGUUCCGAUGCCACGGGAUGUUGUCAAUCGGACGUUCCUAG
Anopheles nili is the source of this 1413-nucleotide messenger RNA. Its product is annotated as lachesin-like. The record is from RefSeq and is a predicted model, not a curated record. Bases 1 to 1413 code for a protein of 470 amino acids. The transcript is spliced from 10 exons. NCBI's taxonomy places the organism in Eukaryota, Metazoa, Arthropoda, Insecta, Diptera, Culicidae. Gene Ontology annotation, cellular component: neuron projection.